Molecule: messenger RNA, 453 nt
Organism: Coprinopsis cinerea okayama7#130
Lineage: Eukaryota; Fungi; Basidiomycota; Agaricomycetes; Agaricales; Psathyrellaceae
Exons: 1
Coding region: 1-453 (150 amino acids)
Molecular function (GO): protein binding
Source: RefSeq, a predicted model, not a curated record
AUGAUCAAGCGCUUAUUUGCCUUUCCAUGUCAGUUGACCGAAGGCGGUAAAUCUGACGAAGCUAUCCUACAGUUCAAUUGCGCACUGUCCCUCCGACCACCACCCCACCCAUAUCGUCACAAAACACUUGCGCAUUAUGCGAAUGCGUUGAGCAAGCGAUUCGGGCGCACCGGUCAGAUGCAAGAUUUGGAGCAGGGUAUUCUGCUUCAGAGGGAAGCCCUGUCUCUCCGUCCUCAAGGUCAUCCUGACCGUGCUAAGUCGUUGGACGGCCUGGCGAACGGCCUGUGGCGUCGCUUUGAGAAGAAAGACGACCCUGGAGACCUCGAGGAAUGCAUCGUCUUCUACAAGGAAGCGGUCGCUCUUUGUCCUCCAGGACACCCCAGCCGUGCCGUUUCGCUCGCCAACAUGAAGACCGCAUUGUCCAGGCAACGUUCAGAUCCUGGAGAAAACUGA